Messenger RNA from Rhododendron vialii, 1595 nucleotides. Its product is annotated as histone deacetylase 14, chloroplastic. Gene Ontology annotation, molecular function: histone deacetylase activity. Gene Ontology annotation, biological process: chromatin organization. Lineage: Eukaryota; Viridiplantae; Streptophyta; Magnoliopsida; Ericales; Ericaceae. Gene Ontology annotation, cellular component: histone deacetylase complex. Bases 15 to 1358 code for a protein of 447 amino acids. The transcript is spliced from 9 exons. The record is from RefSeq and is a predicted model, not a curated record.
UACGUUUUCUUGCAAUGGCAUCAACGCUUUUGUGGCACUCAAUGGAGCUCCAACCCAUAACUCGUAAUCUUCUAUUAGUCCAAAAUCAUAUCUGCAAGUGGCAGAAACAUCCAAGAUUUGGUUCAGGUGCCCAAAUUCUGGGCCAUGGAUGUAUCCUGAAGCAUAUCACAUCAAGCAAAAGAUAUUCCUCAAAAAGUUUUGGAGCUUCCAUCUCUUGUUCUACAGGUGUGGACAAAGAUUUUUUCUUACCUCCCAUUACCCAACUAGCUGAAGCAAAGAUGAUUUAUUCGGUAGCUCCUGCCAUGGGUCAUAAUAAGGAGUCGCAUCCAGAGUCUCAUUUUAGAGUUCCUGCAAUUGUUAGUGCUCUUGAAAAGAUGGAGCUUACUCCGAAGUUCCGAGGAUUGGAGAUCAUUGAACUGCAAAAUUUCAGACCAGCUUCUGUUGAUGAUGUCGCAAGUGUUCAUGCAAGAGCUUAUGUGUCAGGGCUUGAGAAGGCCAUGGAUCAGGCUGUGGAACAAGGUAUUAUUUUCAUUGAUGGAUCUGGGCCAACUUAUGCCACUGCCACUACAUUCCAGGAAUCCUUGAUCGCAGCUGGAGCUGGAAUUUCCUUGGUUGAUUCAGUGGUAGCAGCAUCGAAAGUUAAACAGGACCCUCCCAUAGGUUUUGCUUUGAUCAGACCUCCAGGUCAUCAUGCUGUUCCAAAGGGGCCCAUGGGUUUUUGUGUUUUCGGGAACGUGGCAAUUGCAGCUCGGUAUGCUCAGCGUGUACAUGGAUUAAAGCGAGUGUUAAUCAUUGAUUUUGAUGUUCAUCAUGGCAAUGGAACUAAUGAUGCAUUCUACGAUGACCCGGACAUAUUCUUUCUAUCAACUCACCAAGAUGGAAGCUACCCCGGCACUGGUAAAAUUGAUCAAAUAGGUAAUGGAAAUGGUGAAGGAGCAACACUAAAUUUGCCUUUACCCGCUGGGUCAGGUGAUAUGGCAAUGCGUACUGUGUUUGACGAAGUCAUCCUACCAUGUGCUCAAAGGUUUCAACCGGAUAUUAUUCUUGCAUCAGCUGGUUAUGAUGGGCACGUGUUGGAUCCAUUAGCCAGUCUACAGUUUACAACAGGAACAUACUACAUGCUUGCAGCUAACAUUAAACAACUAGCAAAAGAUCUAUGCAGGGGACGCUGUGUCUUCUUUCUGGAAGGAGGAUAUAAUCUUGAUUCUCUUUCAUAUUCAGUUGCAGACUCGUUUCGAGCUUUUCUUGGGGAACCUAGUUUAGCCCCUGAGUUUGAUAACCCUUCCAUCUUGUAUGAAGAGCCAUCAACCAAGAUAAAACAAGCUGUUCAGAGAGUCAAGUUCUUACAUUCUCUUUGAUGCCUACAACUACUUGAUUUUUUCCUAUACUUGUCCUUGGCUAAAAUGUGGAUCCUUAGGUUUGCGUUUUUUCUUGUGGCACAUCUUGAGAUGUCUCAUUAUGGCUGUAUUUGAUAUAGCAAUCAGACUAUUUGUAUAAGCAUAUAUUGUAGUCAUACCCAAAAUUUAGGUACUUUAUGAUUAACUUUUUUGUUAAAUUGGAAAAAAUAUUCAAUAAUCCACUUCAAUCCUUCUGCA